Messenger RNA from Thamnophis elegans (Western terrestrial garter snake), 2167 nucleotides. RefSeq names its product CDP-diacylglycerol--inositol 3-phosphatidyltransferase (gene CDIPT). Gene Ontology annotation, biological process: phosphatidylinositol biosynthetic process. The coding region runs from base 182 to 829 and encodes 215 amino acids. The record is from RefSeq and is a predicted model, not a curated record. NCBI's taxonomy places the organism in Eukaryota, Metazoa, Chordata, Lepidosauria, Squamata, Natricidae. Gene Ontology annotation, molecular function: CDP-diacylglycerol-inositol 3-phosphatidyltransferase activity. Gene Ontology annotation, cellular component: membrane; Golgi apparatus. The transcript has 6 exons.
GCCUGCUUUUUCGCACUCCUACUGAGGGCAAGGAGGGGGCAAGGAGCGGGCAGGGAGGUUCAUGGCGGGGGGAGGGGAGUGAUGGGUGUUGCCUGAGCUCAGCCGCGCCUUGGACCACUAGGGACUAGGCCGGUUUUGCAGGGCAUUUCCGAUCUGCGCAGAGCUCCCGCCUGCAAACAAGAUGAAGCAAGAGAAUAUUUUCCUCUUCGUUCCCAACCUCAUUGGUUAUGCUCGUAUAAUCUUUGCUUGUGUUGCUUUUUAUUAUAUACCAACCUCCCCCUCUUUGGCAUCAUUCUUCUACCUACUUAGUGGCUUCCUCGAUGCCUUUGAUGGCCAUGCUGCCCGGGCUCUUAACCAAGGCACCCGCUUUGGGGCCAUGCUGGACAUGCUGACUGACCGCUGUACUACCAUGUGUCUGCUGGUGAACCUGGCUAUGCUUUAUCCAGAGUCUGCCCUCUGGUUUCAGCUGAGCAUGAGCCUUGAUGUGGCCUCCCAUUGGCUACAUCUCCACAGCACUGUAGUGAAAGGUGGAGAAAGCCAUAAGAGUAUUGACUUAACAGGAAACCGGAUCUUGAGAGUGUAUUACAACUCACGGCCUGUUCUGUUCAUUAUGUGCGCUGGUAAUGAACUCUUCUACUGCAUGUUGUACUUGUUGUGUUUCGGUGAAGGGCCAGAAAUCCUGUCAGGAUACGCCGGACUCUAUCGCUUGAUUCUAUGGGUUUGUACCCCCAUUGCUCUCACCAAGAGUUUCAUCAGCUUAAUUCACUUGGUCUCGGCCUCGUGCAAUAUGGCUGCCUUAGAUGCUGCUGAACGGGCAAAGAAGAUAUAGGAUUUCAAGGUUGUGGGAAGGGACUCCCCUAAGUCUUCCAGAGUGAUCAGCUCCCAACCUUCAUGAUGAAUAGCCGAGGACUUUGCCUCAGAUCAGUCACUCCAGUUGUGCAGUUGUUUUUCUAUUGAUGUGAUAACUUCACCUUUCCAUGAUGCUUUUGUGAUAUCUGUGUGAGAUGAUAGGGUAACUCCUGCUCCUUCUGGCUUUUUCCUGUUUUACUCCCAUAAUAAGAACAGUUGAGUUAAAAAUUGACUGUUGAGGAGGAUCCUGAUCCACCAUUUUGAGGAGCAGCUGAAGAGCUUGUCAUUUUAGAAUUGAAAGCUUUUUACCUCACACUCUUGGGGUAUCUUUGGGGAGAACGAAAUAUGGAACUGCACUUGUCUUGAUAUAAUAAACCAAACUAGGGUGAUGUUGCCUAAAAAUCAAGACAUCUAAACACUUUUUGAAAUCUGGACUAGGUUUUUUCCUCGUUCCCAAACUGUAUAAGAACAAAUCUCUGAGGAAAAGAAUGUAUUAAUCUGUAUUCUACAAAUAUAUCUAGUAAGCCAUGGAGCAACCAUUUGGAAAUGAUUUAUUUUGGACAAUAUUAAUAAUGGCCAGCUUUAAAAGGAUACAAUAUUGGCAGGGCUACUUAUUGACCCUGGAGGUCUUAAGGUCAUAACAUGCAUUAUUUCCUUGGGAUGAUCUCUGAAUAUUCAGUUUAACUUUUGUACUUUAGCUCAUGACUCAGAUUAAUUGCUCUUUUCUCUUAUAAAUAUUUUAUUAGAAAUACAUAGUCCAGAGGUGGCAAAUUGCUUCAUUUCUCAAGCAAUUCAGAGUGACUGUAUCUGAAGGCCAUACUUUCCUUUUCUUCAAUCAUGUCAUUGUGCUGUGAAAUACUGAAGUGAAAUAAGAACAACAGCUUUGCCCUUCUUGAGUUUUGCCCUCUCUGUCUUCACCACGAUUCUGACAUUUACCGAUGGAAGAGAUGUAUUUACCUAUUUAUUUCCUCCAAGAUUUUGAACAUUCAGUACUUUCCUGAGCUACUUAGUAACUCAUUUAUAUAGACAAUCAUUUAUCUUCUUUCCUCGCUGGCUUCUGUAUUAGCAUAUUAGCAAGCUUUCCUCCUGCGGCUUUCAGCAAGCGGUUUGUAUUAGCAUGGUAGCUACCUACCUGUUAAAGGUCCUCUUCUCCCCUUUUCAUGCUUGUAUUAGAACCCAGAAUUCAAGAGAAAUAAAGGAUGGAUAUGAGCAGGGGUGGCCUUCAAAGAUUUUAGCAAAGCGUUCUCUGCCUGGUUGCUGGAUGGGUGUGGCCAUGGUCGCCAUGGCGUAGUCGGCCUCCUGCACCACAGGGGGAGUG